Molecule: messenger RNA, 2883 nt
Organism: Alligator mississippiensis (American alligator)
Lineage: Eukaryota; Metazoa; Chordata; Crocodylia; Alligatoridae
Product: tyrosine-protein kinase STYK1
Exons: 10
Coding region: 1522-2796 (424 amino acids)
Biological process (GO): multicellular organism development; positive regulation of kinase activity; protein phosphorylation
Cellular component (GO): signaling receptor complex
Molecular function (GO): ATP binding; transmembrane receptor protein tyrosine kinase activity
Source: RefSeq, a predicted model, not a curated record
AAGAAGAAUGGUUUCACUGGUAGGUAUUUACUAUCAAAGUCAUUUUUGGAUCAGUUUGGUGCAAACCAGCCUCUGCCCCAGCUCUGAAGGGAACUUGGUAUUCUCAAUUUGAGCUUGUUUUUAGUGAUUCAGGUACACGGAAGGCUUUGGCAGUGUCUCUGGAUGAGACAUGGGUGGACUUUUGUGAGCACUUUCCACCAGGCAGUGUCUUUCUGUUCUGUGUGUACAAAGCAAGUCCUACUCCAUGCCUCGGGCUUCCAGGCACUAUCAGUGUACAAAUAAAUCCUACUAAUAAUAUUCCCCUUUGCAGUCAAGACCUGUGAGUCAGAUUCAGUCUGGCCACAAGAAAUCCCAGUGAUACCUGAGUCAGAGUAAAUGUGAAAGAAGAAAACACCUACGGAGGUUUCAGCAAUAGAUCCUGCCUCAGGGUGCGGAGCAGAAAGUCUUUGGUGCAGCACUGUGGAGAGAAACUGAGCUGGAUGGGAAAUUUAUGCAGAACAAGCUGGUAAGUUUGUGCCCUGUGGGGUAUUUUUGUACCACCCAGCCAGGGGAAGGAGACGGACAAAGUACUUUGGAAACCUGGCGGUUGCCUGUGCGGGAAAUUAUUCACUCGGCGUGUUUGGGAAUUUUGUUUGUUUGCUUGUUUCUUGCUGAUUCUGUCCCCCCAAAAAGGGUCACACCCCAGCACCUCUGUGUAAGUCAGUGAAGUGACAUCGAGGACAGCUCUGGUGCUGUAAGUAUGAGGUGGGGACAAAAGUGUCUUCCAGAUGAGACUAGGUGAAAACGGACAACAGGGGUUUUAUGCAGCGGGUAUCCAGUGUGUUACAAUAGUACGUGCAGCCCCAUCCAGGCCACACUCUGCGCCAUGGGCUGAGCAAAUCCUGAAGAGACAGAACCCAUGGGCAGGGGCCAAAAGGGGUGGAAGGGGUGAGCAAGAGGACAACGACUCUCCACACUGGGACUCCGCCAUUCAGUCUGCUUUAAGCCAAGCUGAAGAGGCUCUGGGGGUCAUGAUCUAGUCCAGGUCCCAACCCAGAUUAGCUUGCCAGAGUGCUGCGGGCUGUUACCUUGCCUCCCCUCUGCGCACUGUGGGUGACCAGUGGCUAUAAUCGGACACUUAAGGUGCUUUCACGAAGCCCUCAUCUACAGUUAGCGGUUUUGUUUCUGACAGGUCCCCAAGUUUGUUGCAAGCUAAUCUGGCAGCAAGGUCCCCAUUUUCUUUACAAUGAUCUUAUUUUCUGAAGAGAAAUAAGCUAUUCAGCCCAAUCCUGCAGUCAUGGGUGGCACUGAGAAUCUGUCUGUUGGUUUGUGCAGGGGCUGAAUUGGGCCCUAUCAGCUGCUGAAGGAAAAAAGAAUUAAAUUCCACCUGGGAUCCUUGAACUUGGAGCUGCUCCUCCAGAGUCAGGGCGCACAGCUCCCCUUGCUGCGGCACACGUGUGGAUCUCGCUAGGACCCCGGGAAGUGGGUUCAGCCUGAGCAACAGAUCUGCAGCCAAACCCAGGCCAACAGGGACAGUCUCUGAUGGGCAGCCAGCUCCUGUCCUGCAACUUCUCCAGUGGAAAUUAUCUCUGUGAUGAAAACGGGAUGCAGAAUGCAGUAAUCAUUAUCCCCUCCCUGCUCACCUUCUCCACAUUACUGGUGGUGGGGAUGAUCCUCUGGAGGAUUUGCAGGAGGAAGAAGGACACGGAGGUUGAACCCAUCAUUUUUCUGGAAGAUGAGCAGGAUGAGUAUGACGCCUUGCCUGCAGCAGAGAAAAUUCUGCAACGAAAGGACCCGCUCUUAGCGGCGUGGGAGCUGCCUCAGGACAGGCACAUCCAGCAGGAGCAGUUCUUGUGCGCUGGGCGCUAUGGGCAGAUUUCCCAGGCCACCAUCAUUCAAAGAGGCUCUCCAGAGACUGUCCAGGCUGUGAUCUUGAGGAAACUGCCAGCCACUGCCAGCCCCAAAGAAGUGAGAGAUUUCCUAGACGUGAUGAAGUUUCAUAUCCAGAUCUGUAACCACGACAGCCUGGUGAAGGUGCUGUGGUGUCAGAGCCAAGCUCUGCCCCUCUGCUUUGUGCUGGAGGCCAUGAGCCUAGGAAACUUACUGCCUUUCCUAUGGAAAGUCCGCCAGGGGGACUUGUCCAUUGCUGAGCGUACUUAUCACCUGACGGAGAAGAUGGUCUAUGCUAUGGCCAUCCAGAUAGCACGUGGGUUGGAGUACUUGACAGUGAGCCAAAGGCUGAUCCAUGGCAAUGUGGCAGCUUGCAACAUCCUAAUCCACCAGGAUCUGACUGUUCGGCUCUGCGGCCUGGGGCUGGCUGCCAAGGUCUACUGCAGGGGCACGUUGCCACUCAGGAGUGCAGCAGAGGUGCCCAUAAAGUGGCUACCACCAGAAAGGAUCCUGAACCAGCCCAUCACAGCAAGGAGUGAUGUGUGGUCGUUCGGGAUUCUGCUGUAUGAAAUGAUCACGUUAGGUGCCCCUCCGUACCCGACCCUGCGGCCUGCAGACGUUCUGGCCGCCCUGCAGCGAGAGCAGCGCAUGAAGAGACCGGAGCAGUGUGGCACCAGGCUGUACGGGGUCAUGAGGAGCUGCUGGCGGUGGAAACCUUCGCACAGGCCCGCCUUCUCCGAGCUGCUCCAACAGCUGCACUCGCACGCGGGCCGCGCAGGGACCGAGCCGCUGACCGCCCCGGAGCGCCUGGACCUCGGCCACUACCAGCGCCUGGCUGGCCUCUCGCCUCGGGACGCUGCCUUCGGGCUCGGCCUCGCGGCGCCCUGCUCCGGGCCCGGCGCGGGCAGCCGCCGCACGGCCCUGUGACACGGCCAGCCGCGUCUGGGCGCACGGACCGCAGCCGAGCCCGGCGCAACAGGCGCGUGGCCGGGAGGAGGCAGCGGGCGGGCGGGG